Molecule: messenger RNA, 1991 nt
Organism: Linepithema humile (Argentine ant)
Lineage: Eukaryota; Metazoa; Arthropoda; Insecta; Hymenoptera; Formicidae
Product: facilitated trehalose transporter Tret1-like
Biological process (GO): transmembrane transport
Cellular component (GO): membrane
Molecular function (GO): transmembrane transporter activity
Source: RefSeq, a predicted model, not a curated record
UUAAUUUCCAUAUUUGAACCUAAUAAAUCCCAUAUUAUAUAUAGUUUGAAUUGUUAAAUAGAAAAUUUUAGAAAUAGUUUCAAAAAUUUGCUCCUUUGCAUCUAUAAAAAUCGAUCAAUGCCGUGAUUUGAAUGUUAUAUGAUAUGAAUCUCGUAGUAUGCAUAGAUUAGAUAAAAAAAAAGAUAACGCAUGACUCAGUCGUACGAAACCCACGGAAAGAUCAUCAUGAAUCAUGAACCAGAGAAGAAGAUCAGCAAAGUUAUAUGGCCUCAAUGGAUCGCUGGUAUCGGAGUCACUCUCCUAGCACUGGAAAUAGGAAUGAUGACGGCUUGGAGCUCACCGUACAUCGCCCAUCUGACUUCGCCCGAAUCUCAAAUUCCUAUGACAAUGGACAUGGCAUCCUGGAUAGUAUCGCUUAUAAAUCUAGGCAGAUUAAUUGGCGCCGUUUCUGGAGCGGUCAUCAUGAAUUAUCUCGGAACCAAAACGACAAUCCUCAUCAUUACUUUGCCGAUAGGUCUCUGCUGGAUUUUUACAAUCGUGGCUAAUCAAGUGGAGUGGUUAUACGCGGCGAGAUUUCUUGGUGGUAUCGGCAUGGGAAAAGCAUUUAGCUUUCCGUUUUACAUAAGUGAAAUCGCAGAUCCUAGCAUCCGCGGAGCUCUAGUCGUUUUAGCUAUGAGCGGAUUAUCGAUAGGCAAUCUAACGAUGAGCAUCAUGGGUGCAUAUUUAAACAUAAAAAUCUCUGCCUGCGUAGCCCUUAUCUUCUGCAUUAUAAUGAUGAUCAUUUUCAUCUGGUUGCCAGAAUCGCCGCAUUAUUUCAUCAAAGUGAAAGCAGAAGAUAAAGCGCGAGCGUCAAUACUUUGGUAUCAUCGCGACUGUAACGUGGAAUCUGAGUUACAAGCUCUGAAGAACUUCAUUGAGACGAAUAAUAAUCUACCUUUCAUAGAUACUCUAAAAGAGUUCAGACGUACGCAUAUCUGGAAAGCCCAGUGUCUUAUACUUGUGCUCUUCAUGUACAGUCAGAUGUCCGGUAUGAACAACGUAACCUUUUACAUGGAAACGAUUUUACGAAAUGCACAAGUGACCGUCAUAGAACCAGCAGUGGUCGUGAUAAUCACUACUGCUACUGGAAUCGUCAGUUCCUUUCUCUCCAUGUUGCUAAUCGACAAUUUCGGCAGACGUAUCGUGAUGAUUAUUGCCAGCUUAAACGUCACGUUUUCGCUAAUCUGCUUGGGCACAACGUUCCAACUUCUCGACAAAGGCUUCAAUCCCGCCGAUAUUCAGGCUUUGCCGAUUUUUUCGAUGUUAUACUUCCAGGUAGCCGUCUUCAUUGGCAUUCUUUCGGUACCCGUCACAGUACUGGGCGAAAUCUUUCCGCCGCACGUUAAAUUCGUGGCCGGUUGCAUUUGCGGCGUCGUAGGUGGAAUCUUUGCCUUUAUUUCCACGUCGACUUAUCAACCCUUAGUGAAUCUAAUCACGGAAAAAUAUGUCUUCUACAUUUAUGCCCUGGGACUGAUAACCGCUAUACCGUUCACAUUCUUUUAUAUGCCUGAGACCAAAGGCAAGACUUUGCAACAGAUCCAGGAAGACUUGACGAAAAAAAAUUGAGUCGAUUGCAUUUAUCGAAUUAUUCCGAUAAAUUAUAAGAAAUUCGUAGUAGAUGAUAAUUAAGUUUCCUGAAUUCAUUGCGAGAGGUUUUUCAUGUGUCGUGUCGAUGCCAGGUAAUACAACUGCCACUGUUAAUGAUCUAAUAAUUUUCAAUCUCUUGUAAUAUUUUUAUUCUAUUCAGUCGUUGCAUUAUUGAACGAUUUGUUUUACGCGCUGACGAGAUCGUUGUUUCUUUAUUAUAAUUUAUCUAUUUAUGUACGAUAAGCAUUUGACGCUCACAAUUGAUCUCUGAACGACGUCAUACACCCAAUGAACGUAUUGUUGCAAAGUUUGUAAUUGUACAUAGAUAAGCGUUUUGUACAAACCGAUAAAAAUAUACAUUUUUU